Messenger RNA from Anopheles coluzzii, 539 nucleotides. RefSeq lists its product as uncharacterized. The record is from RefSeq and is a predicted model, not a curated record. The transcript has 2 exons. Bases 47 to 484 code for a protein of 145 amino acids. Lineage: Eukaryota; Metazoa; Arthropoda; Insecta; Diptera; Culicidae.
CACACAGACAAACAUUCCGAGCUGGAUUACCCCGGUAUGGGUGAGAAUGCAUGUACCGGACGAGCCCGGACUGCGGCACUAUUCGAUACGCCGUUUCGGUCGGGAUAUCGUGCUAGUGCGGCCUAGGAUAUACACGCCGCGGUCGCGGUAUUGUUCGUCCUUCGAACCCGCGUCCAUGACAGUCAUCGUCAUUCAAUGGAAAUAUAAUGGUAGCACCAGCCCGUACCAACCCCCCUCCUUACGACUCUCCCCUUCCCUCCCCCCAAUGUUUCGGUCGACUGUGUUCGGUGUGUUGUGCACAUUGGAGCGGCGACCGUCCGGACAGUCUCGGUGCAUCGCCGACACGACACGGUUACCACUCCCUGGGAGCACUCUCGAACGACCGACCGGCUUCACAUCGGGUGCGGCCUGUAAGCGGAAGUGCUUGACUACUACCUUCCUGCAAGUGCACUUACAAACCGCCUUUAAUCCCUUCGCAACAUGAAACGGCCGUAAAAUCGGACCGUAAAAAGGCAGGAAAUUAACGGCUGCAGGCAACA